UUUGUCUCGGUAGUUUCAACGGUUUGCUUGGUCCUAUUAAGGCAUUCGCAAUGGAAACAUUCCGUGAUGAAUAUCAAGGUUUAGCACUCUCAGCUGUUAGUACAGCAUGGGGCAUUGGACUCAUCAUUGGCCCUGCUUUGGGAGGUUUCCUUGCUCAGCCUGCAAAGCAAUAUCCAAGCUUAUUCUCAGAGGAAUCAGUUUUUGGGAAAUUUCCCUACUUUUUGCCGUGCUUAGCCAUAUCUUGUUUUGCAUUUUUGGUGACCAUAAUUUCAUUACGGAUUCCGGUACGCUCUUUACUUUUCAUGCUCCAUGAAAUCCCUAGUUACUGUGUGUUAGCUUAA
Molecule: messenger RNA, 341 nt
Organism: Eutrema salsugineum
Lineage: Eukaryota; Viridiplantae; Streptophyta; Magnoliopsida; Brassicales; Brassicaceae
Product: protein ZINC INDUCED FACILITATOR-LIKE 1
Exons: 5
Coding region: 51-341 (96 amino acids)
Biological process (GO): regulation of stomatal closure
Cellular component (GO): plant-type vacuole membrane; plasma membrane
Molecular function (GO): solute:potassium antiporter activity
Source: RefSeq, a predicted model, not a curated record